AUGGCUGAAGAACGUGCUCCUCCUCUCCGUCUGGGCUCUGUCGCCCCUAACUUCGAGUCUGACACCUCCAACGGUCCCAUCAACUUCCACGACUUCAUUGGUGACAAGUGGGCUAUCCUCUUUUCCCACCCCGAUGACUUCACUCCCAUUUGCACCACCGAGCUCGGCGCCUUCGCCAAGCUCGAGCCCGAGUUCGCUGCCCGUGGUGUCAAGCUCAUUGGCCUGAGCGCCAACGGCACCGAGUCCCACCACCGCUGGAUCAAGGAUAUCGAUGAGGUUACCGGCUCCAAGCUGGCUUUCCCCAUCAUCUCCGACCCCGAGCGCAAGGUCGCUUACCUAUACGACAUGAUCGACUACCAGGACACCACCAACAUUGACUCCAAGGGUUUGGCCUUGACCAUCCGCUCCGUCUAUAUCAUCGACCCCAACAAGAAGAUCCGUCUCAUCCUGACCUACCCCGCCUCUACUGGUCGUAACACUGCCGAGGUUCUGCGUGUCAUUGAUGCUCUCCAGACUACCGACAAGCACGGUGCUACUACCCCUAUCAACUGGCUUCCUGGUGAUGACCUUGUUGUCCCUCCUACCAUUUCCACUGAGGCUGCUAAGGAGAAGUUCGGUGAAGUCCGUGAGGUCAAGCCUUACCUCCGCUUCGUCAACGUCAGCAAGAAGUAA
This is a messenger RNA of Penicillium taxi, 672 nucleotides long. Its product is annotated as peroxiredoxin. The record is from RefSeq and is a predicted model, not a curated record. Gene Ontology annotation, molecular function: peroxiredoxin activity. The transcript has 3 exons. The coding region runs from base 1 to 672 and encodes 223 amino acids. Gene Ontology annotation, cellular component: mitochondrion; cytosol. Gene Ontology annotation, biological process: cell redox homeostasis; cellular response to oxidative stress; cellular oxidant detoxification. Lineage: Eukaryota; Fungi; Ascomycota; Eurotiomycetes; Eurotiales; Aspergillaceae.